GCGUUGGAAAAUUCUUUGAUCCAUUGUUUCAUUCGAGUUGAUCCUUUUUCCCAAGUAUAUCAUUCAUUUUUCUUUGAUUCUUUCAUCUGCAUUAUCUAUGACAUGAUUCUAAUGAGAGAGUAGCUCAAAGGCAGCUUUAGCGGCUCCAGAGCAAAUCUUCACGCGAUUAUUGAUCAUGGUGUCAUUUCUCUUCAACAUGGAUUAUUAUCAACACAAGAACAAACGUGUUUACACCGCAUAAGCUUUUUAUGAAUCAUAAUAUUUGUAUAGAAGCAUAUUUCGGUAUUUUCUUCAUAACUACUCCAUUUUUAAAAUCCCGAGCCGAACGCAUUUUAAAAUAAUAUUAAAAAGAGAUUGGAAUUGUUAAUUUGAUUUGCAGAUGUAAACAGAUUCGACACUCCAGUAUUAUGUUUUUUCCAAAAGAAAAUUUUGAAUCCGGAAUUCCAGAUUAACAAGACGGGAUGAGUAGAGAGAAAGAAAAAUUAUUUGUUACAUGGUUUAAAUAUGUUAUUGUUGUAUUUGCAAUAUUUUACCCACCUUACAUCAGCUGUUCAAAAACAGAAUCAUUUCUUCACUACAUCAAUCCAAGUAUUGUAAAACAAUAUCCACCCACUAGGCCUCGCCAUCAGAUUGAAUAUUUCAAAGGAGAAUACAUUAAAGGAAGAGAAUCUGAAAUUCAUAAAAGAUUUCAAGGUGAUAAAGUAUUUCAAAUAGAACCUUCUGAUGCUAUAGAUGUUGCAAAAUAUUCUCAACCAGCUUUAAGUCAUCAAGAUAACCAUUCUUUAACUGUUAAAGUGCCUUCAAUGACUGUUUCCACUGUUAAAUUACCUUUGCCGACUCAGUAUUCUGAUAUUCCAAAUUUACCUGAACAAACAGUUCCAUCAAAAAUAGUGCCAAAUAAUGCAUCUAAAUCUAUAAGAGAUUCAAGAUAUAUUGAGUCAAGUCUAGAUAAAAACUCUAAUUUACCCAAAAGUUCUCUUGAAAAUGAUUACAAACUCCAAAAUGAAGGAAUGGCUGACAUUCAGUCAGACAUGGGUUUCGAUGAGGAAUCAUCUCUCAAAACAUCUCAAAGUAAAAAUAAUUUCAGUGAUAUAGACUCCCAUAUGCUUCCUGUACCAUCUGAUGCUAUUUUAAGCUAUCAAACACCUUCUGUGGACAUAGAAAGUGAUUCUAUUUCAGAAAUAGAUGCUUUACACGAGACUAAAGAAAAGGUCAUUAAUAUUUCUAGUCAAUAUUCAGGAAAACCAAUUUUGACUUUCUCUAAUUCAGUUAUUCUUAACACUGAUUCACCCGAAUAUAGGACUGAACAAACAAACACUUAUAAUAACUAUCAUCAUGUUGGAGUUUUAAAUUUAACUGAAUCAAUUGAAGAUGUUCUUAGCACUUCAACUAUUCCAUCCAUGUAUGAUGAAGGUAAUUUCUCAAGUAAUGUACCUUUCUAUAAAAAUGAAAGUGGUAAAUUAUCUUCAGGAACAGUUGCUGGGAUUGUCAUUGCUGUUCUUGUGUGUGUAACACUUUUAUCUAGUUCUGUGAUAUAUUUAUUAUAUAAGAAGUACAAUGGAAAGUGUACUAGUGUAGUAGAAAGCAAGUUUAACACUGACAAUUGUGGAUAUUUAGACGACAGUUUACGAAGUAGUAUAUACUUAAACAACCAUAUCGAACUUCCUAAGGAAAGUUCAGAAGAAAUGAGCUCAUUAGACAAUGAUUCUUUUUUAAACAGCUUAGAAACUAUGACAAUACAGAAUUAUUGGGCUGAUAACUCAAAAAAUACUAAAGUGUGAAAAUCUCUACUUAACAAUUUUUAUGUGGCCCUUAAAUUAUUGAGCCUGUAUUUAUAAAUUUUAAGUUUAAGCAUGCUUUCUCUGGGUCUUACAUAGAUCCAGUUUCUUGUUAAUAAAUUAUCUUAAAAGAG
This is a messenger RNA of Parasteatoda tepidariorum (common house spider), 1912 nucleotides long. NCBI's taxonomy places the organism in Eukaryota, Metazoa, Arthropoda, Arachnida, Araneae, Theridiidae. The record is from RefSeq and is a predicted model, not a curated record.